Messenger RNA from Coregonus sp. 'balchen', 3144 nucleotides. The record is from the annotation of a GenBank genome assembly. Lineage: Eukaryota; Metazoa; Chordata; Actinopteri; Salmoniformes; Salmonidae.
AUGGUGGAUGGUGUUCAGAUGGUUCACUAUGACAGCAACAGCCAGAGAGCGGUGCCCAAACAGGACUGGAUGAACAAGCAGACAGACACACAGUACUGGGAUAAGCAGACAUGGAUUUUAUUGGUUUCCCAACAGACUUUCAAAGCCGGCGUCGAUGUUCUAAAGCAGCGUUUUAACCAAAGUGAAGGUAAGUCCUUCAUCUUAACCUCAUCUGAUCAGUUGUGUUUGUGUAAACUGUCAAGAAUGACAAGAAUGAAUCAGGAUUAGAGAAUUGAUUGAAUUGACUAAGGUUACAGAUCUCGAAUAUCAGAGAUGUACAGAUCUGCCCCUCCCUUCCUGUUUCUGUUUCCUUCACACACAUCAUCAUUAGCUGAUUUCCGCACUAGAAAGCAUCUAGCAUGGUCUCCUUUGGUUCUCUGCUUAUGUUUACUGUAUGUAUGGUCCCAAUUAUUGCUCCUGGACACCAGCACGGCAUUUUAAAACAAAUUGUGGACUGUUUUAAGUGUGCGAAGGACAGAUGACUAUGACCAUACCACUACUGUAAAUGGCAUCAAACUAUAAGCAUCUUUAUGCAUGUAUGGCAUUGGUAAGGUCACUCUCCAAUUACCUGAAUGGCAGGCUGGUGAAUGUCAGAUCUCUCUCUGAUCUCUGCUUGAGAGACGUGUGCAAGUUUAAUUUGUCAGUCAAUACCUCAGUCAGACCCUCUAGUCUGCUCUGUGGGGCUUUCAUGCUGUGUGUGUGUGUGUGUUAUCUAUACUGUCCAGCUGUGUGCUCCUCCUCUGUCCCCCACAGUAGAGCUGUAGUCUCCUCAGACUCUCUGGGUGUCUCUCUGAUCUGAUUGGACAGUAGAGAGAAGUAGAGCAGCAGAACAUGAUGAUGAUGAUGAUGGUGGUGAUGAUGAUGGUAGUGAUGUUGAUGAUGAUAGUGAGGAUGAUGUGUCUUUGGUCUUCUCUGCUCUAAUGGACCAAAGCUCCCAAUGACUCCCUGUGGGCUCUGCUGCUGGAGCUGAUCAGGAAUCUCAGGGGAACUCUCUACACACUCACACACACUCACCUGUCACCCUCAGGAUCUGGGGAUCACACACACAGCUCCAGUAGUCUCACAUUAUUGAGAGAUAAUCUUCCUCAUGUUAGUCUCUCCAUCUCUCUCUCCUGUUGUUCCUGACUGGACAGUGGAUCCUCUCUCACUUCCUCUAUUUAUCUCUGACAUCAUCACUAGAGGACAGUCUUCACUUAUCAACAGUGUUUUAUUCAUUUACACACCUCACUGAAAACUACAGUCCUACACAACAUCCAUUUGUUAGAAUAACACUACUGUACUGAACACAAUGUGUAUCUUCAACACAGUAGAUAGAACCAAGCCAACAUCAGCUGGUGUAGAAUAGAUCCACACUCUCUGAGUUUCCUCAUUAACUCUCUCUGUCUCUGUGGUGAAGGUGUGACAUCAUCACCACACUGUAGAGGUCUGAGCUGGAUCUCUCUGUUUUAUUCCAGUCUGGUUGAACAACUAAUACAUGAUGAUAGAGAUCCCACUGGCAGUCGGAAUCUGGAGAACAGAAUGAUUAACUGUGUUGAUCAUAUCUCUCUUUCUUUCCUUCUCUCUCAGGUGUGCACACAUGUAUGAGGAUGGUUGGCUGUGAGUGGGAUGAGGACACUGGAGUCACAGAGGGGUUUGAUCAGUAUGGAUAUGAUGGGGAGGAUUUCGUAGCAUUUGACCUGAAGACCAAGACAUGGAUCGCCCCAACACCACAGGCAGUCAUCAGCAAACACAAGUGGGACAGAAACAUAGCUAACAAUGAGCAGCAGAAACACUACCUCACCCAGACCUGCAUUGACUGGCUGAAGAAGUAUGUGGACUAUGGGAAGAGCAUUCUGAUGAGGACAGGUAAACAUUCAGAAAUGUCCAUUUUUUAUUUUGUCCUUAGAUUUCAAAUGUUGCAUAAAUAAAUACAUAUUUUGAUUUGUGAAUUAAGUCCAGUACUACACAAUUAUAGAUGUGUCACUUAGGAACAUUGAGGGGUUUUGGAACAACAGUGAAAUAUAUCUCGUUAGUUAUCCAGAAUGCACCAUAUUUGUGUGACAUUCAUCUAUACCACCGAAAUCCUUUAUCUUUACUGAUUCUGUAUUAUCUACAGAAAUCCACCAUAAUUGAUGGCAUACUUUGGAGAAAUUUAGAUGUUUUUAGUUUGCUCUCAUUUCAACCCCACUGAAAUGUCUGAACUCUCUCUCUCUCUCCAGUCCCUCCCUCAGUGUCUCUGCUCCAGAAGACCCCCUCCUCUCCAGUGACCUGCCACGCUACAGGUUUCUACCCCAGUGGAGUCAUGGUGUUCUGGCAAAAAGACGGACAAGAACAGCAUGAAGAUGUGGAGCAUGGAGAGACUCUCCCUAAUCUAGAUGGAACCUUCCAGAAAAGCGUCCACCUCACAGUGACGUCUGAGGAGAGGAAGAACAACAACUAUCAGUGUGUGGUUCAGGUCGCUGGUAUCAAGGAGCACUUCAUCAAGGUUCUGACUGAGUCUGAGAUCCAGACCAACUGGGGUAAGAGGGAGAGAAGAAAAUAUACACUAUACCCAACCCUCCUACUGAAUGUGCCCAAUAUUUCUAAUUUCUAAAUUCACUCAUCUGCACAUUUUUUACAUUUACAUUUUAGUCAUUUAGCAGACGCUCUUAUCCAGAGCGACUUACAGUUAGUGAAUGCAUACCAUUUUUUUAUUUUUUUUCAUACUGGCCCCCCGUGGGAAACGAACCCAUAUCCCUGCCGGCCAAACCCUCCCCUACCUUGGACGACGCUGGACCAAUUGUGCACCGCCCAUGGGUCUCCCGGUCGCGGCCGGCUGCGACAGAGCCUGGACUCGAACCAGGAUCUCUAGUGGCACAGCUAGCACUAGGGAGUGCACAGUAGCACUACCUUUCUGACUGCAUGUUCUCAUUGACCUCCUGCUUGUUUUUAUUCAACAUGAACAGGGAUGCUGCUUGGAGUUCAUUUGAGAUGGAAAUGUAUCAUCUAGCACCAUAGUCUGAAUGCUCUGUUCUGAUGAUUACAGAUGAACCAGCCACCAACAUUGACCUCAUCAUUGGAGGGGUGGUAUCUCUCCUGUUCAUCGUUGCUGUUGUUGGGGUCGUCAUUUGGAAGAAGAAGAGUUAG